AACAAAAAAAGGGAAAAACCCAGAGAUUUGUAUAAAACCCAGAGCCGAAGACCCCUCCUCUCCCUCUCCCCCUCGCCGGUUCCUUCCUUCCAGAUCCGAAACUCCAAAGCCCUAGCAGAGCUCGAAGGAGGACCAGAAGGAAAAAGAAGAGCAGGUAUCCAUCUUCGAUCGAGCUUCGGAGGGUAGCCUCGAUCGAUUCAUCGCCUUCUCGUUUGAUCUGCCCAUCUGUGGACUGUGAUCCGCGUCGAUCGCAGUGAGCCGACUCGAUUGACUCGCGUUCUGAGGUGUUUUUUAAUCGCGGUUGAGAGCUUUGUUCUCCAAGAUGGCUGCCCCACAGACUAGCGCCGCCACCGCCGCUGGAUCUCCCCCCUCUGCUCAAGUGGUCGGGAACGCUUUUGUUCAGCAGUACUACCAUAUCCUUCACCAGUCGCCGGAGCUGGUGUACCGGUUUUACCAGGAGAGCAGCAAGCUCGGACGGCCCGAGGCUCAUGGCGCCAUGAUCUCCGUCACCUCCAUGACGGCGAUCAACGAGAAGAUACUGUCUAUGGACUUCCACAGAGCGGAGAUCAAGACAGUGGAUUCCCAAGAUUCGCUCGACGGUGGGGUGCUCGUCCUCGUGACGGGAUACCUCACUGGGAAGGACAAUGUUAAGAGGGAUUUCACCCAGUCUUUCUUCCUGGCUCCCCAGGACAAAGGCUUCUUCGUUCUGAAUGAUAUAUUCAGGUAUGUUGGAGAGGCCGAGCACCAACAUGGAAGCCAGGAUUUGGAGAACGGCGCCGGUGCCCCUCUUUCGCUGGAUCAGGAUUCCCCUCCACAACAGGAGCAACAUGUUUCAGAGCCAAACUCAUCUCUGCCGGAAGAAGAAGAGGAAGCCAGUGUGGAGGAAGUGUCCAACCCUUCGGACAAUGGGGAGGGUUCAGUCGUGGAGGAGGAGGAACCUGUUGGUGAGGUGAUUGAUGAAGCACCAAACAGUUUGCAGGCAGUGAUCUCUGAUGCAGCUGCUGCUACUGUUCAAGAAGAGGCACCGAAAAAAUCAUAUGCUUCAAUUGUGAAAGUCAUGAAAGAAAAUGCUGCUCCAUUAUCAGUUCCAACAUCUGCUUCUGCUAGGCCGCCGCCUGCUAAACCAGAACGUCAGGCAGCCCCUGCUCCUACGGCAACAAUAGCACCUGAUACUCCUGCUGCUAGUUCUAGUGCGGUUGAAAGCAGCAAUGCACAAGAGGCAGAAGCUGAUGGCCAUUCAAUAUACAUAAAAAGUUUGCCGUUGAAUGCUACACCCGAUCAGCUUGAAGAGGAGUUCAAGAGGUUUGGUCGUAUUAAACCUGGUGGCAUACAAGUUAGAAGCCAUAAGCUUCAAGGGUUUUGUUUUGGUUUCGUGGAGUUUGAGGAGGCUAGUGCGGUCCAAAGCGCAAUAGAGGCUUCCCCUGUAACGAUAGGUGGUCGCCAAGCUUACGUUGAGGAAAAGCGGACCACUGGUUCACGAGUUGGUAACAGAGGAAGGUUUGCACCUGGCAGAGGGGGUGGAUUCCGGAACGAUGGAAUAAGGGGGCGUGGAAUUUAUGUCGGUGGGAGGGGUUAUGCUAGGGGGGAUUUCAAUAACAGACCCGAUUUUGGAGGCAGAGGUGGUGGUAGAGGCCGUGGAGGUGAUGUUGGAUAUCAGAGGGUUGAUCAUAUGGGAUCAGAUGGUGGCCGUGGAAGUCGUCCUGGAUCAUCAUCCAUCAGUGCAACCAAACAUUGAAUAAAGGAGCUGCUCGCCUUUGGUUUGAAUACAUCAAGCACCUUUUUUUCUAUUGUUUCCACAUGAGGAUACCAGAAGCUUUCCUAAAGAUUGUACGGUUUCCCUGGUUCUUUUUUCCACUAUUUUUGGCAGCGGCGAGAAAACUUUUGUAGAAUAUGGAUGUUAUUCCAACAUAAGCUUCACUGCAUUAAGUAGCUGACUUUUUCUGUUUCAGUUUAGGACCUUAAUAUUUGACUCUUCUGACCAUCGUUUGAGCGUUAUGGUACCAUUUUGCCUUUCCACUUUGUGUUCAUUAACAGCUGGUUGAUUUGUAUUGGGAUUUUGAUAGAAUGGAUAAGCUGGUAGAAAACGAUGAUAUG
Molecule: messenger RNA, 2094 nt
Organism: Elaeis guineensis (African oil palm)
Lineage: Eukaryota; Viridiplantae; Streptophyta; Magnoliopsida; Arecales; Arecaceae
Product: nuclear transport factor 2
Cellular component (GO): cytosol; ribonucleoprotein complex
Molecular function (GO): mRNA binding
Source: RefSeq, a predicted model, not a curated record